Messenger RNA from Akanthomyces muscarius, 2484 nucleotides. RefSeq lists its product as uncharacterized. Gene Ontology annotation, cellular component: membrane. The record is from RefSeq and is a predicted model, not a curated record. Gene Ontology annotation, molecular function: ABC-type transporter activity; ATP binding; ATP hydrolysis activity. NCBI's taxonomy places the organism in Eukaryota, Fungi, Ascomycota, Sordariomycetes, Hypocreales, Cordycipitaceae. Bases 1 to 2484 code for a protein of 827 amino acids. Gene Ontology annotation, biological process: transmembrane transport. The transcript is spliced from 5 exons.
AUGGUCGCUCUACUCAAACGUCUUUUUGGCAAGUCGCCGUCUACGUCAGCCUACGCGCCAAUUGACAACGACGAUGCCGGUACAUACUCCAAGGAAGCGACCAAGGUCUCCGCGUUCUUUUUCCUGUCACCGGCACAGCUCUGGGUCGACUCGCUCAUCGCGCGCGUCAACAAGGCGGGCGAGAUUGAGCAGUCCUGGCUCCCGCAAUUCAAGCGCAAUACCACGACACUCCGCGCGCUGUACGAGCCGCUCCAAGACGGCGUAUGGCCGUUUCUACUGCAAUUCGAAAUUGGCGGCAUGCUCCUCCUCGGCGCCCUUCUCGAGAUUGCCAGCUUCACGGCGUCGCUCGGCGCGCCUCUGAUCCUGCACCGCUUCCUGCAGACCCCAAACAGCAUCCCCCUCGCAUGGGCGCUCGUCGCGGCCACUUUCCUCGCCACCGUCUGCGGCCGCGCCAAGGACCAGGUGUGCCGCGUGCACGCCGCGUGGAUCGAGUGCAUGCUGCGCAGCGUCAUCUUUACCAAGAGCCUGAAGCUCUCGCCCGCGGCGCGCGUCGCCCACCCGUCCGCCAAGAUUAUCAACGUCAACGCUGUAGACGUUGGCUUCCUGACCAACUAUGUUUUAAAAAUCCACGACGUCUGGAGCGCGCCGUUGCAGAUUGUCGGGAUUGGCGUUUUGACAGUGUCGGUCAUGGGCUGGACGAGCUGCGCCGGCUUUGCGCUCGUGUUUGCCAUUUUUGUUUCGCAGACGAGCUUGGGCAAACGCCUCGGCAAGUCAAUUGGCGCAUACAUUGCGCAUAAUGACAGACGCAUUGGCUUUUUGAGAGAUAUGCUUAACAAUAUUAAAAGCGUCAAGGCAAGUGCCAUGGAGGGCGUCUUUCAGGACAAAAUCACAUCCGCGCGUAAUGAUGAGCUGGGCGUGCUGCGCUACUACCUGACAACCUCGUUUGCCAUGUUCACUGCCAUUAACCAGACGACUCCAUACCUCGCAGCGUGCGCCGCGUUCUUGACCUUUGCGAUGGCCGGUGAGACGCUGACAGCCGAUGUCGUCUUUCCCUGUCUGGCAUACUUUCAGCUUCUGUACCAACCCGUCACUCUCGCGUCACUUGCUCUGUCGCGCCAAUUUUCCGUCAAGCCAUCGCUCGGUCGUGUGCGAGAUUUGCUCACAGCUUCCGAGUCUCGCAUCAACACUGGUGACAUCCGUGACGGCUCAUCCGCCGCCAUCGCUUUCGACUCGGCCAUCUUUGAAUGGCCCUGUGAGGGAGACAGCACCCCGACAUCUCUUGUUGUCGGGAGCCUCAAUAUUCCCCGUGGUAAAAUAACUGCUGUUAUUGGCUCCAAUGGGUCUGGAAAGACGUCUUUGCUCCAAUCGAUACUAGGCGAGAUGAUUUUGAGCAAAGGCUCAUGUAUCGUCAACGGCUCUGUGGCAUACUGCUCGCAGGAUCCGUGGAUCGUUUCCGGAGAUCUCAGCGAUAAUAUUGUUUUUAACAGCACUAGAGGAUUUGACCGCCAGCGUUACCAGAGUGUAGUUCGGGCCUGUGGACUGGACAAAGACUUUGCCAAGCUGCCUGGCGGUAUCGAGCACGCCGCCGUUGGCGAGGCGGGCACAAACCUCAGCGGUGGACAGCGCGCUCGUGUCUCUGUCGCGCGUGCUCUGUACUCUGACGCUGGAAUUUUGCUUCUCGACGAUCCUCUGUCGGCUCUGGAUGCGCACGUGCGCAGUGAUCUUUUUGGAGCUAUUCACACAUCUGGCAAGACUGUUGUGUUAGUCACUCUUCACACAUCCUUCGUUUCUCAGGUCGACAAUGUCGUCGUCGUCGACAACAACAAGACACGCUGGUCCGGCCUCAAAUCCGAAUUUCUUCUGCAGGACUGGGUUUCUGACUAUGUUCGCCACGAAAAUGACAAAGAACAAUCUGACAGCGCUUCUGCCGGGAAAUUAGUUACCUCCCAGCCCAGCACCAAUGAAGAAUCUACUGCCAACACCGACAGCCCCCUCGACUGCUUCUGGCAAGAAGAGGAACGCGCCCGCGGCGCCGUCCACUUUUCCGUCUUGAGCUUCUACAUUCGUGAAUCCGGCGGCACCGCGCACGCCGUCGCCAUCGCGCUCAUGACCUGCCUUCUUACCACUGCCAAAGUCAUUUCGCAAUACUGGUUCGUUUGGUGGAUCGCCGACUGGUUUAGCCUCGCGCAGAGCCAGUACAUGGGUAUCUUUCUGGGGCUCACGCUGUUUCAGGGCGUUGUCACGGCGGCGGUGGGCAUCACGCUCGUUGGUAGCAGUUUAAGAGCCGCUAGACGCGUGCACGAACGGAUCUUGGGCAACUUGGUGGGUGCGCCGCUGUGGUUCUUUCAGCAGAACCCGACGGGACGAAUUCUGAACCGCAUGUCGAGAGACUUGGACUCGAUGGACAGCAGGCUGAUGAAUGCCAUUGAUGGACUCCUGGCUGCGGCGUUUCCGAGUCACCGCCCGGGAGGUGCAAAGACUUGA